Ectocarpus siliculosus is the source of this 1463-nucleotide messenger RNA. The record is from the annotation of a GenBank genome assembly. NCBI's taxonomy places the organism in Eukaryota, Phaeophyceae, Ectocarpales, Ectocarpaceae.
AUGGGGCUGCUCUCGUACCUCAUGACCAUAAGCGCCAUUGGCGUUGGCCUCUUCGCUUUGGCAAAACGCAACCACGAGAGAGCGGGGGCCCCGCGCCAAGAACAGUUCAUCCCCUUCAAGAAGUACGGGGACGACACGAAGCAGCCCCUUGUCAUCGUCCCGGGUUUGGAUGGGGUGACGGCGUUUUUCUCCGACAUCGUGCCGGAGCUAGCAUUGAAUUUUCACGUAGUCAUGUUUAAUCUGCCGCUGGCAUCGCCGCCUCUGAGUCGAGCAGCAGUGGAGGGGGAGAGGUACGACAUGUCCUACAUCGCCAGGCGAUUAGCUGGGGUCAUGGAAGAUGCGGGAAUCAAGGGCGGCGCGAGCAUCGUGGGGGAGAGUUUUGGCGGGAUGGUGGCCCAGCGAUUAGCUCUCGAUUUCCCGGACAAGGUGAAGGGGCUAGUCCUUCUCAGCAGCCUUGCGAAGCUGGAGCUGCCACCCAGUGUCAAGUUUAAGGCCGACUUCGUGCUGCCUGUGGUGGAGAGCAUCGGCUAUCUGCUCCCGUUCGUGGCGCAAAGCCUCUUCUCGGUGGCACAUAUGCCAGACGUGGUAGAAAAGGACGAGCCGCUGUGGGCGAAACACUUGGUUCUAAAGGAGGCGAGCUGGGUGGACCACUGGUCAGUCAUGGCGCGAACAAAGAUAGCGCUUGAUUUUGACACAACCCAUGAGCUCGAGAACAUCAAGACCGGUGCUCUUGUGCUGUUCGGCGAGAACGAUACCUUCACGGCGACGGGCGCACAGCAGCUCAUCGACGGCAUCGAAGGCUCCCGAAAAGUGGGUCUCCCUGGAGGACACUUGUGCCACAUCACCAGUCCUAAGGCGUUCUCGGAAGCGGUCACGGACUACCUGCUAGUGUCGUCGUCGUGACGGGGUGAAGUGCAGGCAGGCAUGUGGAAGAAGAGAAGAACAAACUCCUGAUGUUUUUUUCCGAAACUCAUGCGGAAGGGGAAAAGGGGCCUCCAUCUUGGCUGUUUUUUUGGGAAACCGUGACGGAUGUUUGUGUUGUGUCGGGAGGGGGGCGGUUGGGGAGGAUGAUUAUCUUCUGCGUGUCCCCUAAUCUGCACGUUGCGAUACUACAGAGUAAGGGAGGGGUCGAGCUUUCUCGUGGGCGGGGGACAUGAUGCAGGUCGCUGGAAGACACCUCGGCUGCUAGAUACCAUCAGCAAAGUAGCGUACGAAGUCGGGCUAACGUAUUUUAAGUUGGUACCGCCAAGGGUACCCUACUUGCUGCCCUCGAAACCGAGAGGGUGGUUGGUGGUAGGGCACAGCAGUGUGUCACGUCUUUAGGGAAAAACCUCAGCUAUGUACCCAACAGAUGCCCAAUGUCGAAGAGCAAGUGCAUGGCCGAGGGACGGAUGAAGGCGGGCUGCUAACCUCUUCAAGCUAUAGCUUUGUCGGUCGUUCGUGGUGUAUGUCUCUGACGUUGA